AUGAGCAAUACAAAGUCCCAGAUACUGACCGAGAUCCUGAACCGCGAACCACCCAUCAAGGAGCUUGUAUCUAGUUUUAUAACAACAAAGGGAGCAUACAAUCGAAAUCACAGCGUCAUCCCCCAGAUAAAUGGUGCAAGGCAUUUUAUCACUAUCGACGGCGAGGUCGAUGCUCCAUUUGCCAUCUCCGUAUCACAACUCAGAAACGAAUUCCCUCAACAUGAAGUCCUAAAGGAGGUUCACGGCGUCGACUGGGCCGACGGAGCCAUGAUGAAUUGCAAGUGGAAGGGCCCGCGCCUGAGAGACAUUUUGACGAGAGCCCAACUCAAGGAUAAAAACCCGGAAGAAAGCAUGUUAAACGUUGCUUUUGCCUGUUUUCAAGCACCGUGCCAGGACGACGAUUAUUAUGGUGUGAGCAUCGAACUAUGGAGAGCUAUGCAGAUGGAUCAAGAAGUUAUCUUGGCACUUGAGAUGAACGAUAAACCUCUACUACCAGAGUAUGGCUUCCCGGUUCGGGUAGUUGUACCUGGAGUUGCUGGCGCACGCUGGGUGAAAUGGCUCGAUCGAAUUACCGUUCAGGCCGAGGAGUCGCCCAAUUUUUACCAACAACACGAUUACAGAGUCCUCCCCGUAGAGGCAAGUACAUGGGAAAUCGCAGAAAAGUACUGGAGCACCGUACCGUCAAUCCAGGCUAUGCCAGUGAACUCCGUCGUCGCUGUCCCAGAUGAUGGAGACACCGUUAAGCUAUCUUCGGACGGCUGCUUGGAAGUUAAGGGCUACGCCGUCCCUGCAGGCAGCCAAGGACCAGUUGUCCGCGUUGAAGUCUCAACGGAUGGCGGGAAAACCUGGGUCGAUGCCGAGAUCCAAGAUAAUAAACCACAGUCCAAGUGGAGCUGGACUCUCUGGAAGGUUCAAGUCAAAGCCGAACGGGGCGAGGAUAUGACUAUAUAUUCUCGUGCCACCGACGGAGGCGGAAACACUCAACCGGAAUUCUCUCAGUGGAAUAUUCGUGGAGUGGUUUACAACGGCUACGGGGCAUCUUGGAACGUUAAUAUUGUUUAA
Molecule: messenger RNA, 1062 nt
Organism: Arthroderma uncinatum
Lineage: Eukaryota; Fungi; Ascomycota; Eurotiomycetes; Onygenales; Arthrodermataceae
Product: sulfite oxidase
Exons: 5
Coding region: 1-1062 (353 amino acids)
Cellular component (GO): mitochondrion
Molecular function (GO): oxidoreductase activity; molybdenum ion binding
Source: RefSeq, a predicted model, not a curated record